CUUGAACCUCUACAUCCACCACCAAUCUCUACGACCAUGACUCGCUCUUUCUUCGUCGGCGGCAACUGGAAGCUCAACCCUACCAGCCUUUCGGCUGCCAAAGCCCUCGUCGAGGCUUUGAACAAGGCUGAUUUGGAUCCUUCCACCGAGGUCGUCGUUGCGCCCCCUGCUUUGUACUUGCUCCCUAUCCAGGAGAUCGCCGGCAAGGCUGUCAAGGUUGCUGCUCAAAACGCGUACUUCAAGGAGUCUGGUGCUUUCACUGGAGAAAUCAGCCCUAAGCAGAUCUCUGAUGCUGGUAUUCCCUACGUCAUCCUCGGUCACUCUGAACGCCGCACCCUCUUCCACGAGACCUCGGAAGUCGUCGCUUUGAAGACCCGCGCUGCGUUGGACAACGGGUUGAAGGUCAUCCUCUGUAUCGGCGAGACCCUCAAGGAGCGCGAGGAGGGCCGUACCGCCGCCGUCUGCGAAGAGCAACUCAGCGCUGUCGUCAAGCAGUUGAAGGAGGAGGACUGGAGCAAUAUCGUCAUCGCCUACGAACCCGUUUGGGCAAUUGGAACCGGCAAGGUGGCCACGACCUCCCAAGCGCAGGAGACGCACGUUGAUGUCCGCAAGUACCUCGCCACCGCUGUCUCCCCGAAGGUCGCGUCCGAGACGCGCGUCAUCUACGGUGGAAGCGUCAACGCUGCUAACAGCAAGGAUCUGGCCUCCCAGCAGGACAUUGACGGUUUCCUCGUUGGCGGUGCAUCCCUCAAACCCGAGUUUGUCGAUAUCAUCAAUGCUAGGAAGGCAUAAGAACCUUCUUUUUUGGAGGUUUGGAAGGAAGUAAAACAGUCAAUGCCCGCCCCCCGCGGCUUCUGUGUAUGUAUGUACAUUAUUCAAUAUUCAAGUCAGUAUAGAAGAUUUCUCUCGAUGGCA
Coprinopsis cinerea okayama7#130 is the source of this 915-nucleotide messenger RNA. RefSeq names its product triosephosphate isomerase. NCBI's taxonomy places the organism in Eukaryota, Fungi, Basidiomycota, Agaricomycetes, Agaricales, Psathyrellaceae. The coding region runs from base 37 to 792 and encodes 251 amino acids. Gene Ontology annotation, biological process: glyceraldehyde-3-phosphate biosynthetic process; glycerol catabolic process; glycolytic process. The transcript has 7 exons. Gene Ontology annotation, molecular function: triose-phosphate isomerase activity. The record is from RefSeq and is a predicted model, not a curated record. Gene Ontology annotation, cellular component: cytosol.